CUAUAUCAAGGACGGCCGCCCGCAGAAGAUGUGAUGGGUCGUUUUCCCCUGCCGAGUGCACAUCCAUCAUUCCUCCAAACUCCGUUGCAAGACUAGGCAGCUACAUCUAUUCCAACCAACCUUCAGAAUGCUCAAGCAGAACAUCCUCUACCUGGCCCUGGCCAUCACCGCGCCCCUUACCGAGGCCUGGCGCGGCGUGACCAAGACCAGCUGGGACUGCUGCAAGCCCGGCUGCGCCUGGCCCGAAUCCCUCAGCAAGGCCAAGGCCAAGGGCAACGUGCGCGUGUGCGACCGGUCGGACCGGGAGCUGUCCUUCGACCGCGGGCGGACCGAGCAGUCGUCGUGCUUCAGCGGCACGCCCGGCAACGGGUUCACGUGCUCGUCGUACCAGCCGCGGCCCAUCAGCAACGACCUCUCCAUCGGCUUCGCCGUCGUGGGCGAGAUCUGGGCCUGCUGCCGCUGCUUCGAGGUGCUGUGGCUCGACGGCGGCGCCCGCGGCAAGCGCAUGCAGGUCCAGGCCGUCAGCAACUCGGUCGGCUCCGGGACGGACAUCAUCAUCCUCACCCCCGGCGGCGGCAGCGGGCCGAACCCGCAGGGCUGCCUGCUGCAGCACGGGAGGACGACCGGCCGCACCUACGGCGGCGUCUCGUCCGCGGCCGAGUGCGAGCUGCUGCCAGACCACCUGCGCAGCGGCUGCUACUGGCGCUUCAACUGGGCCCGCGACGACCUCAACGACAGGAACGUCGAGAUCACCCAGAUCGCCUGCCCGGCCGCCCUCAAGAACAUCUCGGGAUGCGACUCCUGA
This is a messenger RNA of Gaeumannomyces tritici R3-111a-1, 805 nucleotides long. RefSeq lists its product as hypothetical. The transcript is spliced from 3 exons. The record is from RefSeq and is a predicted model, not a curated record. Lineage: Eukaryota; Fungi; Ascomycota; Sordariomycetes; Magnaporthales; Magnaporthaceae. Gene Ontology annotation, biological process: carbohydrate metabolic process. Bases 128 to 805 code for a protein of 225 amino acids. Gene Ontology annotation, molecular function: cellulase activity.